AUGCUCUUACUCCAGCUGGAAGAAUUAAAAAACCUUCCUAUUCAACAGUUACAACAUGGUUCAGAUGAUAAAGACUUAUUUAAUUAUGAUAAAUUAUUGGACAUGCCGGAGGAUGAAAAUGAAGUAGAUUUAGAAGAUAAUUCUGGUGAUGAAGAAUAUAUUGAAGAAAAUGAUUAUGAAAAUGAAUGGGAAAUUAGAAUGGAUAAAGGUAAAAAUAAUGAAAUUAAUUGUAGCGAUGACAAUAGUAAAGGGGAAAAUAGAAAUCAAAAUUAA
Messenger RNA from Funneliformis geosporum, 273 nucleotides. The record is from the annotation of a GenBank genome assembly. NCBI's taxonomy places the organism in Eukaryota, Fungi, Glomeromycota, Glomeromycetes, Glomerales, Glomeraceae.